AUGGAGAUGGUGAAGGAGGUUUUUGGGUACAAGGUGAAGUAUGGGAAGGCAUGGAAGGCCAAGCAAGCUGCCUUUGAGAUAUUGUAUGGUGGUUGGGAAGAAUCAUACAACCGCCUCGCGAUGGUGUUGAAAGCGAUGGCGGCAGAAAAUCCUGGGAUGUACUAUAUGGUAGAGCCACAUCGUGUGAGAACAAGGAUAUACAAUGAUGCAAUCGUUCGAAUAUUUGGACAUGCAUUCUGGACUUUUGAGCCAUGCAUUAGGGCCUUCAAGCAUUGUAGGCUGGUUAUGUCCGUGGAUGGCACAUUUCUAACUGGCCAGUUCAAGGGCACAUUGUUGAUCGCCGUUGCUAAUGAUGGUGGUGACAAAUUGGUUCCAUUGGCGUUCGCUUUGGUGUCGGCGGAGAACAAUGACAACUGGGAGUGGUUUCUUAGUCUAGUGAGGACCAAGGUAAUUGGACCUGAAAGAGAGGUUUGCAUCAUCUCGGACCGCCACCUAGGGAUACUCAAUGCAGUGGAGAUUGACAUUCUAGGACAUCCUCGCGUGCACCAUGGGUGGUGCAUGAGGCAUUUUGUUUCUAACUUUUACCGAGCAUGUCGAGACAAGGAAUUGUCUGACGUUCUUCAUGAUUGUUGUCUCGCAUUCACCACUAGACAUUUUGAGAAAUUGUGGGACAAAGUGUAUGCCAAAGCAAACUAUGGUGGCAAAGAUUUCCUAAAUAGGAAUCUUGCCGAUAAAGGAAAGUGGGCACGGGCUUUUGACAAUGAUGGAGUGAGGUACGGUGACAUGACAAACAACAUGGUUGAAUGUUUCAACAUGGUGCUAAAGGGUGUCCGUGCAUUGCCGGUGACAGCAAUAGUAGAGUAUACAUUCCAGAAGUUGAAUGUCUAUUUUCAAAAGUAUAGUGAAGAAACAUCCAACUUGAUGUCCGGGAAAAACAAGGCUAAAAAGAUGUACAAGUAUCCACCAAAGGUCGACGAUUGGAUGGAAUACCAAGCAAGAAGGCGGAUUCACACAAAAUCCAGUCCUUUGAUAACAUAG
Aegilops tauschii subsp. strangulata is the source of this 1038-nucleotide messenger RNA. RefSeq lists its product as uncharacterized. NCBI's taxonomy places the organism in Eukaryota, Viridiplantae, Streptophyta, Magnoliopsida, Poales, Poaceae. The record is from RefSeq and is a predicted model, not a curated record.